UGCUUCCCUCCUGCCUUCCCUCGCCCCUCUCUGUUCCUCCACCUGCCUCUAGGUACCCCAUCUGUGCACCCCUCCAGCCCUCCUCUUCCCCCUCUCGUCCAUGUUCAACUGUCCCUCCUUCGGCCUGCCUCUUGGGCCCUCAUCUGUGCGUCUCUUCACCCCUCCCCUUUUCCCUCUGCUUUCCUGUCCCUCUCUGCACCUGCCUCUGGGCACCCCAUCCGUGCGCCCUUCCACCCACGCCCUUGGUACUGGGGCCCACCACCACCGCCACCCUUACCUGGGGACCCAGACUUGCCCUAGCCCACCCCCUCAACGCCCACUCCCGCCCGGCUUUUAACCCCUUCUCCGCCGCAGCCAUGUCCAACAACAUGGCCAAGAUCGCCGAGGCCCGCAAGACGGUGGAACAGCUGAAGCUGGAGGUGAACAUCGACCGCAUGAAGGUGUCGCAGGCGGCGGCCGAGCUCCUCUCGUUCUGCGAGACGCACGCCAAAGAUGACCCGCUGGUGACGCCGGUGCCCGCCGCAGAGAACCCCUUCCGUGACAAGCGCCUCUUCUGCGUCCUGCUCUGAGCCUUCCCGACAGCUUACCUUCCCCUGCCACAGUAUGAAACCAAUA
Messenger RNA from Ceratotherium simum simum (southern white rhinoceros), 615 nucleotides. It is a transcript of the gene GNG8, whose product is annotated as G protein subunit gamma 8. Gene Ontology annotation, molecular function: G-protein beta-subunit binding. Lineage: Eukaryota; Metazoa; Chordata; Mammalia; Perissodactyla; Rhinocerotidae. Gene Ontology annotation, cellular component: heterotrimeric G-protein complex. The record is from RefSeq and is a predicted model, not a curated record. Gene Ontology annotation, biological process: G protein-coupled receptor signaling pathway.